This is a messenger RNA of Guyanagaster necrorhizus, 1179 nucleotides long. RefSeq lists its product as uncharacterized. NCBI's taxonomy places the organism in Eukaryota, Fungi, Basidiomycota, Agaricomycetes, Agaricales, Physalacriaceae. The transcript has 8 exons. Bases 1 to 1179 code for a protein of 392 amino acids. The record is from RefSeq and is a predicted model, not a curated record.
AUGGCGGGUAGGUGUCCAAGUCUCGCCCCUUUCAAUCUAUUCGAUAAAAGUAACAUCUCAAGCAUUCUUAAAGACAGUGGCAAGGAACUGGCACAAAUAAUGGUCGCACUCGUUUGGAUGAAGCCGUCGUCAGUCAAUUUAAUCUACAUAUUGCGAACUACCUUGAUACCUUACGCUCUGCCAGAAGGUGUCGAAGAAUUGGAUGAAAUGCACUGGGUGCGGUUUCCGCGUGCUACCAGCGGAUGGUCGGGCCCUUUUUCAACCUAUCGGCCAAUCCACGACGCCAACCUGAACCCGGUUGAAGAAGGCGAUCAUCGUGUGCUGAACAGGCCCAGACUGAAGAUGUUGGAAAUGACGAAUGCAGAUCUCUUUUGCGAGGCAACAAACGAUGAGCCUCUUGUUUUGGUUAUAAAUGAAUUGCGGUCAACUCUAGUCAAGUCCCAUCUUCAGCAUUCACGGUUCACGUCAGGCUCAAUCGCUUGCCCAGAACUAGAUGUAGUAAUGAUCAGAGCGAUCCUUGGAAUAUCGUCCUCUAGACCGACAGAGCGCCUCGAAGAACAUAUCAACGAGAUACUCACCAAUGUUAAGAUUCCGCUUCAAACCACCAAGCUCAUUUUUCCCGAGGAAAUCGUGCUGUCCAGUGUAUCUUGUGAAGAUCAGAUUCGAGAACAGCUAUUCAAGUGCAUCAUCCCUUUGAUAAAUCACCUCUAUGCAGCUGCAAGCUUUCCUUAUCGACGGUUCUGCAACAAUGACCCGGAGAUGCAAGCUGCUUUAAUGGAUCUCAGGGAUUCAGAUGGUCACCUUAUCAAAAUCGCAGCGUUCACCACACUCAAAUUCCCUGGGGACCUGAAUUUGGCUGGACAUGCCGUUCAUGUGGUAUACAAGGCAUUACACCAUAUUCAAGGUUCUAUUCCUCGGUUGUAUGCCUGUGCCUAUGUCUACAGCUGCUACAGUGGGAGAUCGAUACUUGCCUUGGUCUUAGAGACCGCGGACAAGAAUAGUCUCACUUCCCUCGAUAUCUCGACAUCGACAGAUGACGAGAAAAUUGCCAUCAGUAAUAUCAUGUAUGCCUUUCGAUGGCACUGCGAGGAUGAUAAACGAAAAGAUCACAUUGAACUAGAUAAUAUGUUGGAUCUCUAUGACGAUGAAGAUGACGAAGAAGAUGACUGUGAGUUCUGA